GAGGCACACUGUCUGGGUUCAGACCCUGGCCUUGCUGUGUGACCUGGCGCAAGAAGCUUUACCUCUCAGAGCUCAAGUUUCCUCAUCUGGAAAAUGGAGGUGACGAUAAUGUACCCACCACUUAGGGUCGGUGUGAAGUGUUCAGAACGGGGCUAGGCUGCUACUAUGGUUGUGAUUAAGGGAAGCAUAUCCUCUUGAGAAACAAUAUAAGCCAUCGGAAGUUAAGUUUCUAACGUGGAGCAAGAGAGGAAAGCUGAAAGUCGGAGUGCCAGUGGGGACCUAAGUACAAGAGAGAUGGAAUUAGAUGUGUAAAGAGAAGAAUUUGUGGGCAAGACUCCUCAAAAAGCUUAUGACUUCAAUCAAAAGUGGGAAACAUUCCAGAUUAAAACGGGACUAAAGAGACCCCAACUGACACAUGGAAUGCAUGAACCUUGACUGGAUCUCAGUUUAGGGGGAAAAAAACAGCUAUAAGAGACUUUUUUCUUUUUUUUUUUUUUUAAUUUUAUUGUCCUUUAAGUGAAAGUUUCUAGCGCAAAUUAGUUUUUUCAUUCAAAAACUUAUAUAGAAAUUGUUUUGUGACAUUAUUUUGCAGCCUCCACAGUGUGUCAGCACUCUCCCCAAUUCCAUCCUGGGUUCCCUCUGUUCAUUCAUACGAUUUUCCUGUCCCUUCCUGACUUCUCAGCUUUGCUUUUAAGCAGGUGUAACCCAUUGGUGUAGUGGUUAAGUGCUAUGGCUGCUAACCAAAGGGUCAGCAGUUCAAAUCUGCCAGGCGCUCCUUGGAAACUCUAUGGGGCAGUUCUACUCUGUCCUAUAGGGUUGCUGUGAGUCAGAAUCGACUUGAUGGCACUGGGUUUGGUUUUUUUUGGUGUUAACCCAUUUGGCCUCAUGUACUUGAAUGAACUAAGGUGCACGUCCCUCACAUGUAUUUUUGUUCUAUAGGCCUGUCUAAUCUUUGGCUGAAAGGUUGACUUCAGGAGUGGUUUCAGCCCUGAGUUAGCAGGAUAUCUGGGGCCAUAGUCUUGGGGUUCCUUCAGUCUCUGUCAGACCAGUAAGUCUGGUCUUUUUUUGUGAAUUUGAAUUUUAUUCUGCAUUUUUCUCCCACUCUGUCCAGGACCCUCUACUGUGAUCCCUGUCAGAGUGGUCAGUGGUUAUAAUAGACUUUUGGGGACAAUUUGGGAAAUUUGAAUAUGGACUAGAUAGUAGAUGAUAUUAGGAAAUGAGUGAUAAUUUUCUUAGAUAUGUAAUGGUGCUGUGAUUAUAUAGAAGAAUGUCAGUAUUCUUAGAAAAAGAACGAUGAAGCUUUUAGCGGCUGAGUUCAGAUGUGCAAUUACAUCCAAGUGGUCCGCCAUAUAAUAAUCAUAACAACGACAGCAACACACAAACACAGACAAAGCAGAUAAGGCAGAAUGUUACACUGCUGAGUAGAGAUGGAGGGUAGCUGGGAGUUCCCGGCGCUAGCACCUCUUCUGUCUGUCUGGAUUUUCUCAAAAUAAAAGUGGUGCUGGCGGGGAAUGAGGCAGACCCAAGUCUGUACCCUGCUCUGCCACUUCCAUGCUGUGUGACCUAGGGCCAGGCACUCUACCUCUCUGAGCCUCUUGCUUCUCCACCUUGUACGUCAAGGCAUUAGUGGUUCCUGCUUCCUGGGAGGUUGUGGAGAUUAAGCUAGAGAAUCCACAAAAACACUCUGAACUCUGCCUGCCGCAGGGCGAGCACUCAGUACAUAGUGUAAUACGUUUUCAUAAAAGAAAGAAAAGUUUAAUAAAUGCUUUAUUGAAGCAUUUUAUAAUUUACAGAGGGAAACGUACUCAUAUUCUAAGUGUACAGCUUGAUGAAUUUUCACAAAGUAGACACGUGUGUACCCAGAUCAAGAAGGCCUAGAACUGUGGUUCUCCCACUUUCUGGCCUCAGGAUCCCCGCACAACCUUAAAACUGAUGAGUGACUAAAUAAAGUGCGGUAUAGCCAUACAAGGAAACCCUGGCGGCGUAGUGGCUAAGUGCUACGGCUGCUAACCAAAGGGUCGGCAGUUCGAAUCCGCCAGGCGCUCCUUGGAAACUCUGUGGGGCAGCUCUACUCUGUCCUGUAGGGUCGCUAUGAGUCGGAAUCGACUUGACGGCACUGGGUUUGGUUUUUGGUUUAUAGCCAUACAAUAGAAUAUUACUCAGCCAGAAAGAGAAAUAGAGCCCUGAUACAUAUCACAACACGAAUGAACCUUGAAAACAUCAUGCCGAGUAAAAUAAAUCAGUCCCAAAAGGACAAACACUGUGUGAUCUCACUUAUACAAACUAGGCAGAUACAUAGAAAGCAACGAUUAUUAGUGUUUAUGGGGGGUGGGGGGGCAGUUAUUGCCUAGGGGCGCUGAGGGUCUGUUAAUGGUGGUGGGAUAAUUCAGAAAAGGAUAGCGGUCAUGGUGGCACCACGUGAAGAACAUAAUCCCUGUCACUAAAUUACACACGUAGAAAUUAGUGAAUUGGUGAAUGUUUUGUUAUGUAUAUUUUUACCACAGUUAAAAACAACAAAAAAACCCUAUAACAGUGGUUCUCAAACUUUUUGAUCUCAAGAUCCCCACACAGCCAUCAAACUCUGAUGAAUGAGUAAAUAAAACGUGUUAUAGUCAUACAAUGGAUUGUUGUUCAGCCGUAAAAAGGAAUGACGUCCUGAAACAUGCCGCAGUACGGAUGAGCCUUGAAAACGUGUUGCUGAGUGAGGCGGCGGACACAAAGGGCCACAUACUGUACGAUUCCACUCAUGUUAAAUAUGUAGGAUAGGCAAGUCAAUAGAGACAGCAAGAAGUCUUGUAGUUACCUAAACCCAUUGCCUUUGAGUCGAUUCCAACUCAUAGCGACCCCUGUAGGCCAGAAUAGAACUGCCCCAUAGAGCUUCCAGGGAGCACCUGGUGGAUUUGAACUGCUGACCUUUUGGUUAGCAGCUGUAGCUCUUAACCAUUAUACCACCAGUGGUUACCUAGGACUGGGGAAAGGAGCCCUGGUGGUGCAGUGGUUAUGCGCUCUGCUGCUAACUGAAAGAUCAGCAGUUUGAACCCACCAAACCACUCCACAGGAGAAAAAUAUGGCAGUCUGCUGCCAUAAAGAUUACAGCCUUGGAAACCCUACGAGGCAGUUCUAGUCUGUCCUACAGGGUGACUGUGAGUUGGAAUCGACAAGACGGGGAUGAGUUUUGGUUUUAGGGCUGAUGAGAUGAGGAAGAAAUGGGGAAUAAUUGCCAACAGGUAUAGAAUUUCUUUUUGGGGGGGUGAUGAAAUAUACUAAAAUCGAUUGCAGGGAUGGUUGCUCGGAUCUGCGAAAAUAGCUAAAAGGCAUACAAUUGUAGACUUUAAACAGGUGAAUUGUGUAGUAUGUGAAUUAUAUCUCAGUAAAUCUGUUAAAAAAAUAUAUCGAGGGCCCCCAAAGAGCUUGUUCAUGCAGGUUAUAUUUAUUCUUAUUUACCAUAUUAGAGAUUAAAGCCAGGACAUCUCUCCAACACGAGAAUACUCACGUUCCAUCAGCCAUCAGAGCCAUGAUGUCUGCACACACCAUGGAGCCUCUAGAAAAGCCCACUGAACACUCAAGCGAGAGUGGGCGCAAAAAGGGGCAGAUAUUGUGAAAAUAGUUUUCAUCUCACAGACCCUCUGAAGGGUCUCAGAGUCCCCUGGGGACCUCCAGGCCACACCCUGAAAUUUGCUGCCCUAGAAGUUCCAGAAGCCCCUCUCAUGCCCUAGGGUGAUUCAUGGUCACUCCUAGUUUCUGCACCGUCUUGACUUCUAACACUCUAGCGUUGCCUAUUUUUGCUCUUUAUGUAAAUGGAAUUGGAUAGUGUAUUCUCUCAUGAGUCUGGCUUCUUUUCGCUCACUGUUAUGUUUGGGAGGCACGUCCAUGUUGUUGUGUGUAUCUAGACAUUGUUUAAUCACCACCUUCGUUUUCCACUCCAUGACUAUACCGCAACCUGUCCAUUCAUUCUACUGACGGUCAUUUGGGUGUUUCCAUUUUGGGACUCUUGUGAAUGGAGGUGCUGUGAACAUUCUUGUGCUGUCCGUUGGUGGAUGGAUUGAUGCCUUUCUCUCGGAAAGGAAUUGCAUCAGAGGGUGGCUCCCAGCUGGGCUCUAGCCCCUUCCUGUCUGAAGCCAAUGUCGAACGGAUCGUCCAGACCUUAUGUACAGUUCGGGGGGCUGCCCUCAAGGUUGGCCAAAUGCUCAGCAUCCAGGACAACAGCUUCAUCAGCCCUCAGAUGCAGCGCAUCUUUGAGCGGGUCCGCCAGAGCGCCGACUUCAUGCCCCGCUGGCAGAUGACGAAAGUUCUGGAAGAGGAGCUCGGCAGGGACUGGCAGGCUAAGGUAGCCUCUUUGGAGGAGGUGCCCUUUGCCGCCGCCUCAAUCGGGCAGGUGCACCAGGGCAUGCUGCGGGAUGGGACGGAGGUGGCUGUGAAGAUCCAGUACCCGGGUGUUGCCCAGAGCAUCCAGAGCGACGUCCAGAACCUGCUGGCAGUGCUCAGGAUGAGCGUGGCCCUGCCAGAGGGCCUGUUUGCUGAGCAAAGUCUGCACACCUUGCAGCAGGAGCUGGCUUGGGAAUGUGACUACCGCCGGGAGGCAGCUUGUGCCCAGAACUUCAGGCAGUUGCUGGCGGAUGACCCCUUCUUCCGGGUGCCAGCCUUAAUUCAGGAGCUGUGCACCACACGGGUACUGGGCAUGGAGCUGGCCAGAGGUGUCCCUCUGGACCAGUGCCAAGGCCUGAGCCAGGACAUCCGGAAUCAGAUUUGCUUCCAGCUCCUGAGGCUGUGUCUGCGGGAGCUGUUUGAGUUCCGAUUCAUGCAGACGGACCCCAACUGGGCCAACUUCCUGUAUGAUAGCUCCAGCCACCAGGUGACCCUGCUGGACUUUGGGGCGAGCCGGGAGUUUGGGACCGAGUUCACAGACCAUUACAUCGAGGUGGUGAAGGCUGCAGCUGAUGGGGACAGAGCCCGGGUUCUGCAGAAAUCCCGAGACCUCAAAUUCCUCACAGGCCUUGAAACCAAGGCAUUUUCGGACGCCCACGUGGAGGCAGUGAUGAUCCUGGGGGAGCCGUUUGCUACCCAAGGCCCCUACGACUUCGGGGCAGGGGACACUGCCCGCCGUGUGCAGGGCCUCAUCCCUGUGCUGCUGCGGCACCGGCUGCGCCCACCCCCCGAGGAGACCUACGCUCUGCACCGGAAGCUGGCAGGGGCCUUCCUGGCCUGCGCCCGCCUCCGCGCCCACAUCGACUGCCGGGACCUCUUCCAGGACACCUACUACCGCUACUGGGCCAGUCGCCAGGGGUAACCACAGCCCGCAGCCUGCGGAUCACAGGGACCUCUGGGUACCAAGAAGCCCUGUGGAUCCCCCACAACAGCCUCCAUCGCGGGCUCUCGUAAAUGGCGCCUCCGGGCCCGUCCCCCUUUGCUCCACGUCUGGGAGCCCCCUUGGUCUUCCCUGCCAUGCUUACCCCCUACCUUCGUCCAGAGGCUGGGACUGGGGAGCUCUCAACUUCCUGCCCCAGAUCCUGCCCUCCCCACUCCAAAGUGGGCAUCCUGGAGCCCUGAGCCAGGGAACCCACGAACUUAUUUCUGCCGCCGUUUGAGGGAGCUUGAGGCCCCUAGGAAGAAAUCAGGAAGGUCCAGACUCAUCUAGAGGGGGGCCCCUCCCGUCUGCUCAGGUCUCCGAGGAUCCAACGGCCAAAGGGGAGGGGCGGGGUUGGAGGAGCAGCCGUCACCUUUGCCCCCUCCUCCUCCACCAGCUGUCAUCCCCCGUUUCAGCGUCUCUGUGAGUCGGGGAGCGGGGCGCGAGGGUGUGAACCUUCGGUCCUAAUAAAAGCGGCCCUCCCCUUCCCCCAGCUCUUUUUUCUGUGCUGGGGGGGAGAGGGAGGAGUCCGCGGGCGGCCUCCAGGUGCAGAUGGCCAGCCCCCCCGCCCCUUGUCUGAAAGCCCCCGUCCUGCCCGGCCAUCUGUUGCCGGAACCUCCUUCUCCCCUUUACCCCUCCCUCCACGUGCUGACCACCUGCUGGCGGCCUGUAGCAGCUGAGAAGGCCUGCCUCCCCACCCUCAGGCUGCCUUGGGCUCCCGGCUGCCCCUCGGCUCCCGGCAACCUCGCCUCUGCUAAUGGGCCGUAAUGCCCCAGCCAGCUGCUUUGCCAAGCCCACAGGAGUGCGGGGAAGCGGGGGCGGCGGGCGGGGAUCUGGGCGCGGCUCUGGUUGCCGCCGCGGCGCCCCCGCCCCCCAAGCCGACCCGUUCUCGUACCGGGACUGCGGGGUCUGCUCAUCUCCCCUCCCCUUCCUCGGAAAAUGCCUCGUCACCGCUCUGUCCGCCCCCGCCGUGCCGGGAGAACCUUGGGGUUAGCGGGAAGAUUUGGGGAUGUCGGGAGACGAGGCGCCUCCCGAAGCAAUUAUUUCGGGCGCGGAACGGGAAGAGAUCUAAGGUCAAGGGCCGCGGAGGGAAAGGGAACCCACGUCUGGGUGGACACGGGGGAGGCCAUCUGCAUAUUAAGCCGGCGACGGGCCAGUGGG
This is a messenger RNA of Loxodonta africana (African savanna elephant), 6505 nucleotides long. It is a transcript of the gene COQ8B, whose product is annotated as coenzyme Q8B. The record is from RefSeq and is a predicted model, not a curated record. The transcript is spliced from 11 exons. Gene Ontology annotation, biological process: ubiquinone biosynthetic process. Bases 4046 to 5287 code for a protein of 413 amino acids. Lineage: Eukaryota; Metazoa; Chordata; Mammalia; Proboscidea; Elephantidae.